This is a messenger RNA of Thamnophis elegans (Western terrestrial garter snake), 2660 nucleotides long. RefSeq names its product inhibitor of growth family member 3 (gene ING3). Lineage: Eukaryota; Metazoa; Chordata; Lepidosauria; Squamata; Natricidae. The transcript has 12 exons. The record is from RefSeq and is a predicted model, not a curated record. Gene Ontology annotation, biological process: regulation of DNA-templated transcription. Gene Ontology annotation, cellular component: NuA4 histone acetyltransferase complex. The coding region runs from base 356 to 1780 and encodes 474 amino acids.
AAACAUGUUCCUUAACCUAGAAGUAGCAUUUUAACUACAUGAAUUUGUGGUUCGGCUCGUCCGAACUAGCUCGAAUACACCGAGUCUACGUAAACACGGAUAGCAACGCCGUCAGUAAUUAAGCCAUCGAGGGACAAUUCCAACUUCCCCGCGUCCUUACAACAUCCUCCUGUUCCUUCUGCGUCAAAAUCGACGGCUUCUGGGAUGUGUAGUUUUUGAGUCCUCCUGUCCACGCUGCCUGUGCUCAAACAACUACAGUUCCCAGGAAGCAGCGAGAACCUGUGAACCGCGAACAUACGUCACCUUCUCCAGGAGCCAAUCGCGCGGCGGCCGAAGCGAGCGCCGUCAGCCGCCAAUGUUGUUUUCGCUGAGUCGAGCUCUGGUGGUGUUGGCGGUGCGGGCGCCAUAUUGGAAGGGACGAGGCGGUGUUUUUUUUUUCCCUUUCACCCCACCCAGGCCCCCCCCUCGCUCGUCGUUGAAACAACGGAGCCGCCCGGGCUCGUGCCUCGCCGCCGCCGCCGCCACCAUGCUGUACUUGGAGGACUACCUCGAGAUGAUCGAACAACUUCCCAUGGAUCUCCGCGACAGGUUCACCGAGAUGCGCGAGAUGGACCUGCAGGUGCAGAAUGCAAUGGAUCAACUGGAGCAAAGAGUAAAUGAAUUUUUUAUGAAUGCAAAGAAAAACAAACAUGAAUGGAGAGAAGAACAAAUGACUUCAAUUAAAAAGGAUUACUACAAAGCGCUAGAAGAUGCAGAUGAAAAAGUACAGUUGGCUAAUCAAAUUUAUGAUUUAGUAGACCGUCAUUUAAGAAAAUUGGACCAGGAAUUAGCUAAAUUUAAAAUGGAACUUGAAGCUGAUAAUGCUGGUAUUACCGAAAUACUGGAAAGACGUUCUUUGGAACUGGAUACACCCUCACAACCAUUGAAUAAUCAUCACGCACAUUCUCACACUCCAGUAGAAAAAAGGAAACACAAUCCCUCCUCUCAUCAUGCAGCAGCAGACCAUGUACCUGAAAAGAAGUUUAAAUCUGAAGCUCUUCUGUCAACUCUCACUUCAGAUGCCUCUAAAGAAAAUGCACAAGGGUGUCGAAACAGUAAUUCAUCAUCCUCAUCCAACAGUGCAUAUAAUGCAAAUUCUUCUCAGCCAUUGGCAUCGUAUAACCUGGGCUCAUUAUCUUCAGGAGCUGGAGCUGGUGCUAUCACCAUGGCAGCAGCUCAGGCAGUGCAAGCCACAGCACAGAUGAAAGAAGGAAGACGGACAUCGAGCUUAAAGGCAAGCUAUGAAGCCUUUAAGAACAAUGACUUCCAACUCGCAAGAGAAUUUGCAUUAUCCAGGGACACAGCAGGAUAUACAUCAUCUGCUUUGGCAUCCACAUUAUCACAGACAUUGAGUUCAUCAACCACAGAUUCACGGAGUGGUAGAAAAAGCAAAAACAAUACCAAAUCUUCAAGUCAACAGUCGUCCUCAUCAUCUUCAUCUUCUUCUUUGUCAUCAUGUUCCUCAUCCUCUGCACUAGCCCAAGAACUCUCCCAGCAAACAGCAGCCAUUCCCGAGUCUGAAUCUAAUAGUCAGGUUGAUUGGACCUAUGAUCCAAAUGAGCCACGUUACUGCAUUUGUAAUCAGGUGUCAUACGGUGAAAUGGUGGGCUGUGAUAAUCAAGAUUGUCCUAUAGAGUGGUUCCAUUAUGGCUGUGUUGGAUUGACAGAAGCACCAAAAGGAAAAUGGUACUGCCCACAGUGUACUGCUGCAAUGAAAAGAAGAGGCAAUAGGCAUAAAUAAAUGCUGCAUUAUCUUCACUCCAGUUAACAUAUUCCUUUGGGAGGUGGAUUAGGAGGAAAUGCUUCUUUGCAGCUAGUCAAAGAAGGAUUGAUAUAGCUGUCAAAAAUAUUGACUUCUUAAUUUUGCUAGCUGUGUUUUAAUAUUGUACCUAAAUUAUUUAUGCACUACUGCUGUGCUAUAAAUAGUUUUCCAGUUAGCCAUGGAUUAUUCCAGUGGCAAACAUAUGCAGACAUUUGUACUCCGACCAUUUUCUCUAAGCAAUGGGCAUUCUAUGAUAACUUGGUCUUCAGAUAAUUCCAGCAAAAGGACAUUUCGAAUCAUUUUAUAUUCAGCUGACAUUCUGCUGCAUGUUCUGUGCUCAAGAACUGUUAUGGAAUUUAUGUAUAUAAGUGGUAAAAGAAGUCAGGCUGUCAAGAGAAUGGACUUUUUCAAAUGCCUUUAGAGCUUGCUCUCUUGUUGAAAUAGAAUUCAGCAGGCUGAAGAAGAUGGUUCUUGUAUACACACACUGGGCUAAUAUCCUCUGGAGUACUUGGAACAUAGCAACAGACUCUUGUACACUUUAAAGGAAAAAAAAUACCACUAAUCUUUAUAUGUUUGGGGUCCAUUCAGGGCAUAGUCAUUAAAAAUGGUGUUAAAGUGAUAAACUUUUUAUACCAAAUGUGUUUAUUUUUUGUGCAAGUGAUCCUUUAAAUUGAAACUGUAUUAGGUGUUCAAAUUUGAAAAAAAAUCAAAUGCUAGUAUUAAUGCUUUGCAUACUGUAUCAAAGAAAGACAGUACAACAUUUCAUGAAAGCUUUCAUAAUAUGCAGUCUAACUGGAGGAUUUUAAAUAGUUUUUAUUUUUUUUAAUAAAAUAUAUAAAUAAAAGGUUUCCAUCUCCAA